Amphiprion ocellaris (clown anemonefish) is the source of this 5707-nucleotide messenger RNA. It is a transcript of the gene kdm5bb, whose product is annotated as lysine (K)-specific demethylase 5Bb. Lineage: Eukaryota; Metazoa; Chordata; Actinopteri; Pomacentridae. The transcript is spliced from 28 exons. Gene Ontology annotation, molecular function: histone demethylase activity; DNA binding. The record is from RefSeq and is a predicted model, not a curated record. Gene Ontology annotation, biological process: chromatin remodeling. Gene Ontology annotation, cellular component: nucleus. The coding region runs from base 201 to 4889 and encodes 1562 amino acids.
GAAGUGUGUGUGUGUGUGUGAGUGUGUAAGCUGCCUCCUCUCGUGUUGAUGUCGUCUGACUGCCACCGACCGUGACGGUGAAAAGACGGGAUUAAAAAAAAAAUAAUAAUAAAAAUAAAUCAACACUCCAGGAACACCGAGCCGCACCGAGACGAGCGGUGACCUGCGCUGUCCAGCUUCCACCGGGUCGGACCGAAACGAUGAGCCAGCCUCGGCCGGACGAGUUCAAGCCUCCUCCGGAGUGCCCGGUCUUCGAGCCCAGCUGGGAGGAAUUUCGAGAUCCUUUUGCCUUCAUCAACAAGAUCCGUCCCAUCGCUGAGAAAACGGGCAUUUGCAAAGUCCGGCCGCCUCCGGGUUGGCAGCCUCCGUUUGCUUGCGAUGUCGACAGGCUUCACUUUGUUCCUCGGAUCCAGAGGCUCAAUGAGCUGGAGGCACAGACCAGAGUCAAGCUCAACUUCUUGGACCAGAUUGCCAAAUUCUGGGAUUUGCAGGGAUGUGCCCUGAAGAUCCCUCAUGUGGAGAGGAAGAUUUUAGAUUUAUAUAAGCUGAAUAAGCUGGUAGCUGAUGAGGGUGGAUUCGACAUUGUCUGUCAGGACAGGCGAUGGACCAAGAUUGCACUACAAAUGGGCUUUGCCCCUGGCAAAGCUGUUGGCUCCCACCUGCGAGGGCAUUAUGAGAGAAUCCUUUAUCCCUACAAUCUGUUUCAGAAUGGAGCAAACCUGCUGGCACCAGAUCCAGCUUCCAAACUGAUGCGUUUGGAGGCUGAUCCUGAACUUGAAAAGUGUGUUCAGAAGCCUGUCCAGGCGGUGGAGAACACAGUAAGCAAGGAGAGUGUAGACACCAAGGAGCACAAGCUGCAGGACCCGGCUCAGAGGCAGCCUGUCCAGACGCCUGACACUUGCCCCAGUGCUCGUAGAGCCAAGCGCAUGAAGUAUGAGGCCAUCUGUGUGAAGACCGAACCAGGUGAGCUCGGCGAGAACAAGCCCAACCUGAGGCGGAGGAUGGGUUCUUUUGUCGCCAAGCCAGAGCCAGAAAAAGAGAUUCCCAUUCCAAUGAAACCGGAACCAGUUGAAUUUAAGGAACCAAUAAUUGAAGCUGACAAAUCCAAGUCACGGUACAAGAAAGUCAUCCCUCCAGUUCCUCCAAGUCCAGUACUUUUGCCAGUCGUCUCAGCACCAUUACAAACAGCUCCUUUUGUUGUUCAGGUGGAUCUGGUUGUGUGUCUGGUGUGCGGUAGUGGGGGAGAUGAAGACCGUCUGUUGCUGUGUGACGGCUGUGACGACAGCUACCACACCUUCUGUCUGAUUCCUCCUCUGCACGAUGUUCCCAAAGGAGACUGGAGGUGCCCUAAGUGUCUCGCUCAGGAAUGCAACAAACCUCAUGAGGCGUUCGGGUUUGAACAAGCCUACAGAGACUAUUCCCUCCGUGCAUUUGGACAAAUGGCAGAUGCAUUCAAAUCUGAUUACUUCAACAUGCCAGUUCAUAUGGUACCCACAGAGCUGGUGGAAAAAGAGUUCUGGCGUUUGGUUGGAGCCAUUGAGGAGGAUGUUACUGUUGAAUAUGGAGCAGAUAUCGCCUCGAAGGAGUUUGGGAGCGGGUUCCCCAUUCCGAACGGAAAAUUUAAGGUUUCUCCAGCAGAUGAGAAAUACCUUAAAUGUGGUUGGAACCUCAACAACCUGGCCAUGAUGAACCCGUCUGUACUGACUCACGUAACGGCUGACAUCUGUGGGAUGACGCUGCCGUGGCUUUACGUUGGCAUGUGCUUCUCCUCCUUCUGCUGGCACAUUGAGGAUCACUGGAGCUACUCCAUCAACUACCUGCACUGGGGGGAACCUAAGACCUGGUACGGAGCUCCUGGUUUUGCUGCAGAACAGCUGGAGGAAGUGAUGAGGAAACUGGCCCCCGAGCUGUUUGAGUCUCAGCCUGACCUGCUGCACCAGCUGGUCACCAUCAUGAACCCCAACACCUUGAUGGCCCACGGAGUCCCAAUUUACAGAACAAACCAGUGCGCUGGUGAGUUUGUCAUCACGUUUCCGAGAGCUUAUCACAGUGGCUUCAAUCAGGGCUUCAACUUCGCCGAGGCGGUCAACUUCUGCACUGUGGAUUGGAUGCCUCUCGGCAGGCAGUGUGUUGACCACUACCGUAUGCUGCACCGGUACAAUGUGUUCUCCCAUGAUGAGAUGGUGUGCAACAUGGCCUCAAAAGCAGAAACACUCAACGUGGUGUUGGCUUCAGCUGUCCACAAGGACAUGGUUGUCAUGAUCCAAGAGGAGAAGGAGCUGAGGGAGAAAAUGAAGAAAAUGGGAGUGUUAAACUGCAAGGAGGCAAAGUACGAUCACCUCCAGGAUGACGAGCGGCAGUGUGCCAAGUGCAGGACCACCUGUUACCUGUCUGCCGUCACCUGCCCCUGUAGCCCAGGAGUCCUGGUCUGUCUGUACCACAUCAGCGACCUCUGUUCCUGCCCCGUCAGCAACUACACACUGAAUUACCGUUACACACUGGACCACCUGUUCCCCAUGAUGAACGCUGUGCAGCAGCGAGCUGAACUGUAUGAUGACUGGGCCUCCCGUGUGACCGAGACUCUCGAGGCUAAACUGGAAAAGAAGAAAGGCCUGCCGGUCUUUCGCUCUCUUCUCGCUGAAUCAGAGUCCAAGCUGUUUCCUGACAACGACCUGCUGCGUCGGCUUCGUCUGGUCACACAAGACGCAGAGAAAUGCUCCUCGGUGGCGCAGCAGCUGUUGAACGGCAAGAGGCAGACCAGGUAUCGGUGUGGUAGUGGGAAGUCGCGGAGCCAGCUUACUGUGGAGGAGCUGAGUUCAUUUGUGAGGCAGCUGUAUAACCUCUCCUGCAGCCUCCCUCAGGCGCCCAUGUUGAAGGAACUCCUGAAUCGCAUCGAAGACUUCCAGCAGCAUAGUGAGAAAGUCCUGGCAGAUGAAGUCCCCAGUGUGGCUGAAAUCCAGAGCCUGUUAGACGUCAGCUUCGACUUCGAUGUGGACCUGCCGGAGCUGCCGCGACUGAGAGUGAGGCUGGAACAGGCCCGGUGGCUGGAGGGGGUGCAGCAGGCCAGUGCUCAGCCCGCCACCCUCACUCUGGAGACCAUGAGGAGGCUCAUCGACCAGGGAGUCGGUUUGGCUCCCCAUCCAUCCGUGGAGAAAGCCAUGGCACGCCUUCAAGAGCAGCUUACUAUGUCUGAACACUGGGAGGACAAGGCGAGCAGUCUCCUUAAAGCCAGACCACCACACUCCAUAGAGACUCUCAGUGCUGCUGCUGAGAAGGCGUCUGGCAUCCCCGCUUAUCUCCCAAACUGUCUUCUCCUAAAAGACACCAUCAGGAAAGCUCAGGAGUGGCUUCAGGAAGCUGAGGAGCUUCAGGCCACUGGUUGCAUACCGCUGGUGGACAGGCUCUCAGACAUGGUGCUACGAGGACAAGCCAUUCAAGUCCACCUAGAGCCUUUAGACAGGCUGGAGUCUUUAAUGGUAGAAGUGCAAAAGUGGAAAGAAUCUGCAGCAACAACUUUCCUUCCAAAGGACUCAACUCUUACCUUACUAGAGGUCCUGUGUCCAAGAUGUGAAGCUGGAAGUGUAGGUUCUCCAAAGAGGAAGGCCAAGAAAGGGAAAGAGUCACCUAAAAGCAACAAAAAGAAAACGCCGAGGCUCAACACUCUCAGUGAUGUGGAAAAAGCGCUUUCAGAGACCAAGGAUUCUACCUCUGCAAUGGCAACUCUGGAGGAGCUGCGUGUGAGGGAGAUGGAGGCUUUCUCUAAUCUCAGGGCAGCAAAUGAGUCAAAGCUCCUUCCCACAGCAGACUGCAUGGACCUGAGGGUGUGCUUCUGUCAGAAGGCGCCCAUGGGUGCGAUGCUGCAGUGUGAACUCUGCAGGGACGCCUUCCACAGCGUGUGUGUCAGAGACCCUUCAGACUCCCAUGAAACACAGCCAUGGCUCUGUCCGCAGUGCCAGCGAUCAGAAAAGCCCUCCUUAAGCCAAGUCCUCUCUCUGCUGACAUCUCUGCGGCACACAGGGGUGCGCCUGCCGGAGGGCGAUGCUCUGCACUAUCUGGUUGAGAGGACAGUUAACUGGCAGCAGCGAGCGCAGGAGAUGACUCAGGCAUGUAACCUACCAGAACUAGAGGAGAGACCAGGGACCCCUCCCACACUAACCCGCUGGGUAUCAGGCAGCGACAACACUCACAACAACACUCAGGCUCCUUGUUUGACUCCAGAGUGGAAUAGGACAAGCCAUGCUCAGACCGUCUUCUACACCGAGCAGAGAUGCAUACCGCUGCAGGGCCUGAGUCAGGAGCUGGAGGAGCUGAUGGUGGAGGGGCUCCUGCUGCAGGUGUCUCUGCCAGAAGUCCAGAGCCUUUACCACGUUUUACUGGACAGAGCCAGCAGCCAGCACUCAGACAUAUGCAUUUCACCAUCACAGGAGGAGUCCACAGACAAACACAUGCAGUUUAACUCUCAGGGAACAAAUCUGCCACUGAACCAGGAUGGCGCCACGAGCGUGAGGGAAACAGUGAUAGGCGAAAAAAAAGCAAAGAGGCAUCUGGAGAGGGAAGGUUUAGAUGCUGAGCGCAGGGGGAAAGACAAGAAGCACUGUCACAAACGACAGAAGAUGAAUAAAAAGAACCCUCAGCGCAGGUCGGCCUCGACCUCGUCUUCCCCACGCUCUGAUUUCUCCCAGUCUGAUGACUCUGACGAGGAAAUGGCUGUUUGUCCAGCAGAGAGGUGUCAGCUGCCAGAGGGGGAUGAGGUAAACUGGGUCCAGUGUGACGGCAGCUGCAACCAGUGGUUCCACCAAGUGUGUGUUGGCGUCACGGCGGAGAUGGCCGAGAAGGAGGACUACAUUUGUGUCACGUGUACACUGAACGACGGACACAUGAGAAAAUGAAGAGAAGGCAGAAGGUUUUCUGACGUCUGUGUGUCCUCAGUCCGUUAUUGGAGCCUCCAGUCUGGAUGUGUCACUGAUCCCGAUCCCCUCCUCACCCCCCGUCCCGUCUGUCCGACCCUUUUGUAACAACGGUGCUAUCUCCUCUUUGACUUGUUGUCCAGAACUAUAAUGUUUAGUUAUUUUUUUGUAUUUUUACAUAUAUAUAUUAUAUAUAUUUCUUUCUUCUUAUGAAUUGUUUGUGUUUGUCUAAAUGGAAAAAAAAAAAAAAAAGAACACAGGACGUGAAGUGUGCUGCAUGGGAUCCCGUUACAUCAGCGCAAAGGAGUCUUACAUCAUGAGACCCCCGGUAAAGAGAGUUAAUCAAGGGUUAAUAUUAUCUACUUUGGAACCUCCUUGCAUGUUAAACCAGAGCUAAGGGGACAGAAGUCAAGGUUUUCACCCCCUAAACACCCCCCCAAAAAAUGACUAUUACAGUUUUUUUUUCUUUGAAAUCCAGUGUUUAGUACAUGCAUCUUAAUAUAAUUAUUCCCCUUUUUUGUAGAAUAGUUUUAUUUAUCUGAGCAAUAAUUUUUGUCUGAAUUGACUUAAAUGGCUUGAUCUCCGCUGAGUUGUGUUUUAGCGAUGGUGGUGUGAUGUACAGAAAGCUACGCAGGUGGAAAGGUCAGAGUGGUGGAGAUGCACCGUGGCAGGCUGAAGGAAAAGACGCUGCUGACAUGUAGGUCCGUGACAUGUAACCCGGCAUAGGAUACAGCGGGAAGGACUCGAGGUAGCUGAAGAUGUUACAAGUUUAUAUUGUGGAAUAAAGCCCUUUUGUUCUA